AUGUCCUAUAGUUUGGCAUUUUGGUCCUCAACUCCCAAAUCAUCAAAUCAAACACGACUGAUCACAUCCCCAAUCAAACAACAGCCAAACCACGAUCCUGAUCCAUCGCUGUUGAUCCGUUCGACCGAGUAUAAGCCGCAUUCGGUUCUGCCACCACUGAACAAUUCAUCAACUUUCGACUGGUUACCUCAGUUCUGGGAUGACUGGAUACGUUGGACUGGUCGUACACAACCCUCCAUCAACGAACAUCACUCAAAUUCACAUAGUCUGUACGACAGCGGUUUCUCCAGCUCCGGUUGGCUUACAACGCCCGAGAGGUCUCAAUCCCGAGGAAUCGAUUUUUCCAUCGAUAGUCUCUUGUCAGAGCCGCGGAGCCGUGUUCAAGUUCGGGCGCACGUGACUGGUGUUGGUGGUGAAGAUGGUCCCAUUGAUUUGACAAUGCCCAAAUCGAUCUGGUCGGCUCGAGCUGAUGGUUUUCGUACUCCACCAAAACCAUCCAGAAAACUGCUUUCCACCAGUUUCGACAAAAACAACGACAACAACAAUAAUACUAACUCUGUGGAUUUGCUGACGUGUAAGCAUUGCGGGAAACCAUAUACGUCUCGUUCUUCACUUCGACUACACGAGGCUACGCACACACUGCCGUUCGGUUGCGAGGAUUGCGGGAAACGGUUUUCACGACCCUGGCUACGAGACAUACAUCAUCGCACGCACACAGGCGAGAAACCCUACGCGUGUCAAAUUUGUGCACGCCGAUUCGCCGAUCGAUCCAAUAUGCGAGCGCAUCAACGUGUCCACGAGGUCCGCGAACGAGUUCGACGAGCGAAUAAGCAACACAACCUGAUCAUCUGUUCCGCGAUCACUCGGAUAUUAUGCUCGAGUACUUACUUGCCAGGUCCUAGGUUCGAUGCUCAGUUGGAUCGAUUGAUGCACGAGAUGGAUGAAACCCCAUGGAACUGCUUAACGGAAUUCGAUGACAUUCAAAUGUCCAACUAUGUAAUUAAAUGCCGUGGUGGUGUUGGUGUUAGUGUUGUUGUUGGUGGUGGUGGUAGUGGAAAACAGGAAAUGCGGGGUGAAAUGAUGGUGACCAAAACCGCUUAA
Molecule: messenger RNA, 1101 nt
Organism: Echinostoma caproni
Lineage: Eukaryota; Metazoa; Platyhelminthes; Trematoda; Plagiorchiida; Echinostomatidae
Source: the annotation of a GenBank genome assembly